This is a messenger RNA of Tremella mesenterica DSM 1558, 1749 nucleotides long. RefSeq lists its product as uncharacterized. The record is from RefSeq and is a predicted model, not a curated record. Bases 1 to 1749 code for a protein of 582 amino acids. Lineage: Eukaryota; Fungi; Basidiomycota; Tremellomycetes; Tremellales; Tremellaceae. The transcript has 6 exons.
AUGGCAGACGUACUUCCUCAAGUAUUCAAUAACUCUUCUAUCUUACCUUCUUCCAGUACGCAAUUACCGGAUGGAGGGACUAUUGAGACUGUCGUAUACACCUCCACAGUGACGGUAGGAGAUGGAAUCGGCGGGUUUGAAUUAUCCAAGGAGCUGGUAUCUUCGACAAUCCUUGUACCUGCUUCUUCCUCUUCGGUGUCGGCGGGUGGAACGUCAAAACCAGCUACUUCGGUUGUAGGAGGUGCAAACCCCAAACCUGCACCAUCAUCCUCAAUCUCAUCUUUAACCCCCAGCUCCAUGUCUUCUUUAACUUCAAGUUCAUCUCAACUUGCUCAACCUUCAGUUAUCAACGCCUCUGCUUUCUCUUCCUCCCCUAGUUCAAUAGUCUCUUCGGUACCUCUCAGCAGGACAUUUCAUAAUGACCUCAUUGUCUCUUCUUCCACUCAAUCAACUCAUACCACUCAGUCAUUCACUACCCAAGCGGCUUUACUUCGCUCUUCUAGUUCUUCCGGAUCUAGCUCGUCACGUCCUACUUCAUCAAGUCACACCAGUAGUUCCAUGUCAAAAGUCCCGAAUGCUAUCACUUCCACAUCGACUGUGACUGUUCCACCAGUGACCAAUGUUGAUGUAUCAGCCUCAUCAAUCAAGACCUAUGUCUCUGGUUCUGUCACUUAUUCUGGAUCAGCGGCUGUGGCUGCUAUAGCUGCCGCAGAUGCCAUCAACACUGGUGGAACGUCGACGGAGAAGACGGGAGGGUCGAAAUUGAGCUCGAUCGCUAUUGUCGGUAUCGUACUUGGUGUUUUAGGAUUCUUGGUUAUUUGUUAUUUAUCAUGGUACAACUGGAAAAAGAAACGUGACCGAGAUGCUCUAGGCGAGGAAUUGAACGAUGAUCACUUUGACGCCGAUGGUCAACCCAUACAAUUUACAGAGAAGAUGUCUCAUGAGAGACGUGGUUCUUCAGAAUCCCGUUCUGGUAAAAGAAGACGUCAAAAGCGUAAUGAUCGACCAAGUCGUUCAGGUCGUAGAAGAUCUAAUGGAAAUCCUUUCGACGAUGGAGAUUGGUAUGCCGACCCAUAUGACGAUCAACAUGAAAUCGGACCACCCACUACGACUGGUUUUGACCCGGUAUAUGACUAUCAACAACAUCAGCACUUAGACGAAGGAAUGAUAAACCCUUAUGAAGAAGAAUAUCAUCAUGAGGAUCAAACCCAUUAUUCUGGAUUUGGGGGAGAAAGAACGACAUACCCUUCAUUAUCAGAAUAUUACGAUUCAACACAAAAUGAUCCAUCUCGUUCUCUUGUAACUUCUCAAUCGUAUUUGGAAUCAUCACCUUUUGAAGAUCCUCGUCCUGCACCACAACCACAGUCAUUCCCACGACAACCAGAAAGAGCUCAUUCUUUCGUUUCCACCGAACCUAGAAGAACAUCUUUGGCUUAUGCUGGAACUCGUCCUACGAGCGAUACCUUCUCCGAAUUGGCACAACCUACUCCAGCGACUGCGGCUUUACUUCCUUGGUUAGGAAAAUCUGAACCGGUUCCUCCACCAGUCCCAGCGAUACCGAUUGCUUCGAGUUCGAAUUAUGCUGGAGGAGGAGGAGUUCCGCCUCCUCAACCAAGUUUUAAAGGUCCUAUGGGAGUGAGACCUGUUGUAGGUGUGAGAGAGAACCAAAGACAAGGACCGGCACCUGUGAUGGCUCAGACACCUAUGGGAGAGUAUGGUUAUCCUGAUAUAAUACCAAAUUUCAGAUGA